Molecule: messenger RNA, 1472 nt
Organism: Sclerotinia trifoliorum
Lineage: Eukaryota; Fungi; Ascomycota; Leotiomycetes; Helotiales; Sclerotiniaceae
Source: the annotation of a GenBank genome assembly
UUGGUGUCCGGCUUCUUCUCGGGUCAGGAGGCAUGCCACUGAUGCCAGACACUCUGGCAAAUUUUAAAUCUUGUACUAUUUUCGUCUCACUUAAUACUCUGCUAGUCACGCUAGCAUACCGGCACAUGGUUGAGGAUAAAAUGAACAUACCCAAGAUCGGUGUGGGGGGCUUUAUUGUUUCCAAAAAUGUUUCUUCAUCACAGCAUGUCGUAUCGGAAAAGAGGAUUCAGUGGUAUUUAUGGCAUAGUACGUAGUACGUGACUACAGCACAACCAUGUACAAGGAUCUCGACCCUCCUAGGAUUUCGAAACACCAACAGCUGGAGGGUAAGUUCUCUUGUCCAUUUAUAUAUCACGUCUUCUCCCUUAAAUGUACUUUUUCUUCACUUGCUAUACAUUAUUAUCUCUAGCCCUUUAAAAACACUAUUCAACAUUGUCUUCACACCGAGCCAAAUAUCGAGAGGCAGUAGCUUCAAGUGUCACUAUAGCCACGAGAUCUUUACUGCAAGACCUUGUUGGCAGCUCAUAUACCAUACGCCGGCCCAUCUCUCUGCAUCAAGAUGUGUUUAGGGAUGACUUGCUGUACCGAUAUAUCAUCACCUUCAGCUGGCUUUCCUACUUCCUUUCUUCUAUUCGCAAAGCUACCCGCUGAGCUCCGUCUUCAAAUCUGGAACUACGCGAUCUUACUCACCUCUCCAUAUAUUGAUCUAUCCUGGUCAUCCAAAAAUCGUUUCAUUUCUGAUCGAAAACCUCCUUCUUUGCUUCAUACCUCAAGCGAGUCCCGUGCAAUAGCACUUGCUUAUUGGACUUUCGCAUCUCCCACUUUUUCUCACACCUGUAUCAAUUAUGAUCGAGACUUGUUGUGUUUCAACUGGCCAUCUAUGGGAUCCAUCCCUGGUCGCCUUGGUGGAAAAAUCACGGAAGAUGAAUGCAGGAAGAUAAAAAGGAUUCUCAUACACGAGCACUACCUGAUCCCGCACGUGUUUGAUAAUCUACGAGAAUUCAAGAGAUUUGAAGGGUUGGAAGAAUUAGCAGUCGCAUGCCAUCAUGAUAAAGAUAAAAUAGUGGACAUGAGGAGGUACGGGUAUAUGUUUGCACAAAUGUGUUUCGAAAAGGUAGAAGAAGUUGGACGUGGUUGGCCAACACAUUGGCCGAGGCUAGUUUGUCUAGCAGAAGGGACAGGGCAGUGCUCCAAACAUUGGUGGUUUGACAGGUGGAAUGAUAGAGCGGUGUCUAGAUCGGAUCGAAAUUGGCAAGAGAAAAUGGCGAUGCUUGUAAGGGUAACGGCCAGGAAUGAUAUUGACCCUGAGGUGUUUCAUUACAAUUCACAGUUUUUACGCCUGGUCAUGGGAACGUAGAGAAAAGCAUUGCUUUGUCUCAUUUGCUGUAGUUGGAUUUGGCACGCUGACGUAUUGAGUACAAAUCCAAAGUCAAAAUAUGUAGUUUAUAGAAUCGUCAUUUUGCAUCGAUUGU